Molecule: messenger RNA, 3196 nt
Organism: Megalobrama amblycephala (Wuchang bream)
Lineage: Eukaryota; Metazoa; Chordata; Actinopteri; Cypriniformes; Xenocyprididae
Gene: ddx54
Product: DEAD (Asp-Glu-Ala-Asp) box polypeptide 54
Exons: 20
Coding region: 256-2808 (850 amino acids)
Cellular component (GO): nucleus
Molecular function (GO): RNA binding; RNA helicase activity; ATP binding
Source: RefSeq, a predicted model, not a curated record
AUACCCUGACCACGAGCACGUGCUGCGUUAGUGCUCUUUUCUCUAUUCGUGCUGCCACCGUGUGUCAGCUCAGUGAACUGCAGCGUCUCGCUCUCUGGCGUCAUCUCUACGCGCCGAGGCGCCUCCUCACACGUGUUUCCAAGACGUCUCCGGUGUUUUCAUUUCACGGAGCCACUGAUUUCUUCGAUUAAAUAGCGUAGUUUCCUCAACAGUACAGCGCGUAGAGCUCAGUGGUUUGUAGACGUAAACACAAUAAUGGCCCAAAGGAGGAAGAAGCUGAUGAAGAGGAAGAAGAGCUCCGCGCACAGAGAUCACGAGCUCCAGUCUGACGAUGAAGAGUUUGAAGUGGCUGCAGGAAUCAAAGAUGACGAUGACACACCCAACAGAAGGCUUCUGCGCUUCCCCGCCACAUCCGAGUGUGUUUCUGACGUGGAGCCCGACACCAGAGAGCUCGUCAGAGCUCAGAACAAGAAGAAGAAGAAGUCUGGUGGCUUUCAGUCUAUGGGUCUCAGUUACCCUGUGUUUAAAGGCGUCAUGAAGAAGGGCUAUAAAGUGCCCACACCCAUCCAGAGAAAGACUAUCCCAGUGAUCCUGGAUGGAAAAGAUGUGGUGGCCAUGGCGCGGACGGGCAGCGGGAAGACGGCGGCAUUCCUCGUGCCCAUGUUUGAGAAGCUGAAGGCCCCGCAGGCGCAGACGGGAGCCCGGGCUCUGAUCCUCACGCCCACCCGAGAGCUCGCCCUGCAGACCAUGAAGUUCACCAAAGAGCUGGGGAAGUUCACUGGGCUGAAAACGGCACUUAUUCUCGGUGGAGACAGCAUGGACGACCAGUUUGCUGCUCUUCAUGAGAAUCCCGACAUCAUCAUCGGGACCCCCGGCCGUCUGAUGCAUGUCAUCCAGGAGAUGAACCUGAAGCUGCAGUCCGUGGAGUAUGUGGUGUUUGAUGAAGCCGACAGGCUGUUUGAAAUGGGUUUUGCAGAGCAGCUUCAGGAAAUCAUCCGACGUCUUCCGGACGCUCGGCAGACGCUGCUUUUCUCGGCCACGCUGCCCAAAUUGAUCGUGGAUUUCGCCAGAGCUGGCCUCACAGAGCCGGUUCUCAUUCGUCUGGAUGUGGACACGAAACUCAGUGACCAGCUGAAGCUCUCAUUUUUCCAUGUUCGGUUGGACGAUAAACCAGCGCUGCUUCUGCAUCUGCUGAGAAACGUAGUGAAGCCGCAGGAACAGACGGUGGUGUUCGUAGCCACCAAACAUCACGUGGAGUAUCUUAAAGAGCUAUUGACAGUGGAGGGCAUUGAGGUUGCGUACAUCUACAGCGCUCUGGACCAGACGGCCCGCAAGAUCAACAUUGGCCGCUUCGUUCACCGCAAGGCCAUGGUGCUGCUGGUCACUGACGUGGCCGCUCGCGGCAUUGACAUCCCGCUCUUGGACAACGUCAUCAACUUCAACUUCCCAUCGAAGGCCAAACUCUUUCUGCACAGAGUCGGUCGUGUGGCUCGCGCUGGCAGAGGCGGCACAGCGUUCAGUCUGGUGUGUUCAGAUGAAGUUCCUUUCCUCUAUGAUCUUCAUCUGUUCUUGGGUCGACCCGUACAGGUCGCCGUCCCCGAACACACUCAAGACGCGGAUGGCGUGUUCGGGCGUGUUCCUCAGAGCAUUCUGGACGAUGAAGAGUCGCAGCUGCAGACGGCUCACGAGAACUCGCUGGAUCUCCAGAGUCUCCGCCACGUCUCGGAGAACGCCUAUAAGCAGUACCUGAAGUCUCGACCCAGCCCCUCGCCCGAGUCUGUCAAACGCGUGAAGAACACCGACCUGUCCUCGAUGUCUGUCCACCCUCUGCUGGGUGCUGGACUGGAGCGGAUGGAGCUGGACCGGCUGCUGAUGGUCGACUGCAUCAAGGGCUACAAGGCAAAAGCUACUAUUUUUGAAAUCAACUCCAACAACAAAACGAAUGCCAGCGAGGUGAUGCGAGCCAAGCGAUCUCGGGACGCUCGCUUGGUCCAAAAGUAUUCGAAAGCGCGAGCAGAACUGAUAGUCAAGCCUGCCGUACCUGUCGUAACCAGGACCGAACAGCAGCACAAUGAGGACGAAGAUGAGAUUCAGACCGUGUUCUCAGAGGUGGUUGGAGGGAAAAAACGAAAGCAAGAUAAUGAAACGGAUGGAAUGAAGAGCAAAAAGAAAAGCCUAUCAGGCAAAGAUGAAGAGUUUUACAUCCCGUAUAGACCCAAAGACUUCGAUUCGGAGCGAGGGCUGAGUCUCGGGGCCGAAGGCAGCUCUUUCGAGCAGCAGGCCUCCUCUGCGGUUCUGGACCUGAUGGGAGACGAGGGCAACUCUUUAAACCAGCACAAGAGCCUGAUGAAAUGGGAUCGCAAGAGGAAACGCUUCGUCCGUGAGACGGGCAAAGACGGCAUGAACAAGAAAAUCAGGACAGAAAGUGGACAGGUGGUCACUGGAAAAAAGAAGAAAAAGAGCUUUUAUGAAGAAUGGAAGAAGAAGUAUAAGAUGGAUGACAGAGCAUCAGACUCGGAUGGAGAAACUGGAGGAGCGCUCAGAGGGAGGAACUUUGGUGGUCGUAGAGGAAGAGGCGGAGCUCAGUCCCAGCCGGCCCAGCAGCGGAACGGUUCCCGGGUGCGAUCAGAGCUGAAGAACCGCGAUCAGAUCCUCAAGCAACGCAAGCGGAAAGCCAAACAGCAGUUUCUGCAGAGCGGCGGCAUGAAAAAGCUUCGCGCCAAAGGAAAACACCGGCUGCAGGAAGUGAUGAGAUCUGGCUUUGGUCGUGGUGGCACCAAGAAAGGAAAGAUGAGGAAGAAACUUUAAAGAGAGGAAUCGAUACGAACAAUCCCGCUUCCUCUGAUUUGUGGUGCAGAAAACAGGAUGGACAACAUUAUGUGUACAUGACAUCUAGAAAAUAAGUGAAGAGAAUUUAACUCUUUUACUAAAACUGCUGUUUCAUGAACGUCAUCUCUUUGUCUGCAUUAAAAGGGAUGUUUCGGGUUCAACUGAAGCUCUGUCGGCAGCAGUUGUGGCAGAAUGUCCAUUACCGCAGAAAAUAAUUUCCCCUCUAGUUUCUUAAAUUUUUUUCUUGUUUAAUAAUUGCAAAAACCGUCAAAGUUACAAUAAGACACUUAAAAUGGAAGUACACGGCACUUCGUCAUAACUUUAUAUCUGUUCACAUGAGAUUGCUGUGAUAAAAUUGUUUACUGAC